AUGGUUUCACUCGAGUUGAUGCGUGCUUCCAACUCCUUGGUCGCCACCAGCCUCUCUGCAGGGCUCGUCGCUGUCUUCGUGGGUGCAACAAGCGGAAUCGGCGAGACCACAGUCAAACAAUUUGCCAAACAGGCAAAACAGCCACAAAUCUUCGUCCUUGGUCGCAGGGAACAUGAAGGGAAGCGCAUCCAAGCAGAAGUCGAAAGUCUCAAUCCCAGUGGCGAAUACCACUUUGUCCAAGCCGACGUCAGUCUUCUUAAGAAUGUUGACCACGCCUGCCGUCAACUACGGGCCCGGGAGCCCGCCAUCAACCUGCUGUUCCUCACUUGUGGAUCACUGAUCACGAAGACACAAAUCGAUGAAGGUCUUCAUUAUCCUAUGGCUCUCAUGUACUAUGCUCGCACGCGGUUCAUCGUCAACCUCCUGCCUCAACUGAAGCAAGCACAAUCCUUGCGCCGUGUCGUCACCGUGGCUGCCGAUAGCAAAGAGGGUGACAUUAUCACGACGGAUUGGCAGGCCAACAAUGUGGGCCUCUUGUCAUUCAGGCCCCACGCCACAUCCAUGAUCACGUUGACGCUCCUGGCCAUCGCAAGACAGGCCCCGAGUGUUUCUUUUGUACAUGAACACCCCGGUUUUGUCAACACCGGCAUGUCACGAGAGCUCCCUGGGAUCAUCCCUGCCAUCUCGAAAGUCGUCUGGGCGCCCGUGAUGGCUAUGCUCAAAAUUCCCAUUGACAAGGCUGGCGAGCGCCACCUUUACCUCGCCACCAGCGCCCGUUUCCCGCCCCGCGACCUUUGCGACGACGGAAUGAGCACCUCUGAUGACAGCGGGGAGAUCCUUCCUCUCGGAAAGGGUGUUCGCACUGCCGUCGGGGCAUCUGGAUCACCUAGUGGUGGCGUGUACUCUGUGGACUGCGAGGCCGAGGGAACUAGCGAGAGGGUUCAGAGAGUUCUAGAAGGUCUGGAGAAGGACGGGACGGCAGACAAGGUCUGGAAACACGUCCAGAGAGUUCAUACGGAUCACGGGAAACACAGCUGUUUGAGGGUCCGAUGUUGA
Messenger RNA from Diaporthe batatas, 1056 nucleotides. RefSeq lists its product as uncharacterized. NCBI's taxonomy places the organism in Eukaryota, Fungi, Ascomycota, Sordariomycetes, Diaporthales, Diaporthaceae. The transcript has 2 exons. Bases 1 to 1056 code for a protein of 351 amino acids. The record is from RefSeq and is a predicted model, not a curated record. Gene Ontology annotation, biological process: secondary metabolic process.